Messenger RNA from Mustela erminea (ermine), 1709 nucleotides. RefSeq names its product melanocortin 1 receptor (gene MC1R). The record is from RefSeq and is a predicted model, not a curated record. Gene Ontology annotation, cellular component: membrane. Gene Ontology annotation, biological process: G protein-coupled receptor signaling pathway. The transcript has a single exon. Gene Ontology annotation, molecular function: melanocyte-stimulating hormone receptor activity. NCBI's taxonomy places the organism in Eukaryota, Metazoa, Chordata, Mammalia, Carnivora, Mustelidae. The coding region runs from base 100 to 1053 and encodes 317 amino acids.
GUGUGAGGGCGGUGUGGGGGGACACGAGCCCUGCUGGUGGGGCGAUGAGCUGAGCGGGACGCCUGCAGUGAGGACCCCUUUCUGCUCCCCGGUGGGACUAUGUCUGUGCAGGGCCCCCAGAGGAGGCUGCUAGGCUCCCUUAACUCCACACCCCCAGCCACCCCUCCGCUCAGGCUGCCUACCAACCAGACGGGGCCACAGUGCCUGGAGGUGUCCGUUCCCGACGGGCUCUUCCUCAGCCUGGGGCUGCUGAGUGUGCUGGAGAACGUGCUGGUGGUGGCCGCCAUCGCCAAGAACCGCAACCUGCACUCGCCCAUGUAUUACUUCAUCUGCUGCCUGGCUGUGUCCGACCUGCUGGUGAGCGUCAGCAACGUGCUGGAGAUGGCCGUGCUGCUGCUGCUGGAGGCAGGCGCCCUGGCCGCCCCGGCCACCGUGGUGCAGCAGCUGGACGACGCCAUUGACGUGCUCGUGUGCGGCGCCAUGGUGUCCAGCCUCUGCUUCCUGGGCGCCAUCGCUGUGGACCGCUACAUCUCCAUCUUCUACGCGCUGCGCUACCACAGCAUCGUCACGCUGGCCCGCGCCUGGCGCGUCAUCUCCGCCAUCUGGCUGGCCAGCGUGCUCGCCGGCGCGCUCUUCAUCGCCUAUGACAACCACGUGGCUGUGCUGCUUUGCCUUGUCAGCUUCUUCGUGGCCAUGCUGGUGCUCAUGGUGGGGCUGUACGUGCACAUGCUGGCCCGGGCCUGUCAGCACGCCCGCCGCAUCGCCCGGCUGCACAAGAGGCAGCGCCCUGCCCGCCAGGGCUUCAGCCUCAAAGGCACCGCCACGCUCACGGUCCUGCUGGGCAUCUUCUUCCUCUGCUGGGGCCCCUUCUUCCUGCACCUCUCGCUCAUGGUCCUCUGCCCUCAACACCCCAUCUGUGGUUGCGUCUUCAAGAAUUUCAACCUCUUCCUCACCCUCAUCAUCUGCAACUCCAUCGUCGACCCCCUCAUCUAUGCCUUCCGCAGUCAGGAGCUCCGAAAGACACUGCAGGAGGUGGUGCUGUGCUCCUGGUGAGGCUGUGGGCUGGCUGCGCUGCUGGGCAGAGGGCGGUGGCUGGGUCCCAUGGCCUGUGUGAGCCUGAAGGGGCAGAAGAGAUGAUCUCCAGGGGUGUGGCCGCACGGACCCUCUGGGGCCCGAGAAAGGAAGGCACGCCAGGCUCCAGGAGUGGCUGCGGACAGUGGAGGAGGCUGGAGACAUGGUGGGGCCGCUGUUACUGGAGGCGGAUCUCCGGCUUCUGGAUGCGUCUCUGCGGACUCUGGGAGCACUCCACCUCCACCCAGGGACCAGGCAAGCUCUGCACACUCACCUCUGCUGCCCCUGCCUGCUGGGACGUGAAGCAUCCGGGGGGGUGGGGGGCUGGACGAGCACUCUUCCCUCUGAAAGCCUCCACAAGAGGGGCUUCCUGACCAGCAAGAACUGGCCGCACAGGACCGCUGCAGGAAGCAGGGAGCUCCUGUUUGAGGCCAAGGGACCCUGUCGACAGUGGAGGGGGUGCUGAUCUAAGGCUCAGUGGUGACCAGAGAGCUGGGGGCCCAUCCGUGUCUGCUGCCUGUCCCCAGCGAACCGGACCGGCCAACACCUCUGGCCAGGACAGAGGCUGUCGGCCUGAGUCAGAGACCAGUGUGCAGGGCCUCAGGGAAUGGCCUCAGUCUGGCAAUAAAUGCUGUGCU